AUAAACUCAGAUUCUCGUUGAGUCGUUGGCACCAUGGAACUGGAGCUGUCCAAGUGUUUAUAAUAGGAUGUAAUUACCACGAAGCGCAAAAUUUUUAACCAAACAGGGAAUUCUGAAAAUGCUAAGUAAUUGCGACCAGUAUUGGCUAUUCUCCGGGAUAAUUGUCUUGUGAAAUAGGCUGAUAAACUGAAGCUUGAGUGAAACUAAUAACCACCUGUGAGAGGAGCAGCAACAUUAUUCAGCCCUGUAGCCCACCUGUCCCUGAAGUAUCAAUCAUGACGUAGACAAACUUUAGACUGAGCAGUCUAAUUCUUCAAAAACGUCUAUCACAAGUUUUUGAGUCUUCUUCCAGAACAAGGUAACCUGUCCUUCGCCCAGGCGCCUGCAGCCGCGAAGUAUUCGACUAUAUGGAUAAAGUAUCUCUCAGCUUCGCCCGAAAUGAAUCAGUUACAGCUCAGAGAGACUAGCCGAUAGCAGCACACACACGCAAUCGUUGCAGCAAUGGUGGGCCAGUGUGACCUACCUCAUAAAGCCCCCUGCUACAGCCGGACAUAGAUCGUUAUCUCUCUCACUGCAAGUUCAACUGUGAAACUGCACGCCCUGUGAACUUGGCUCAAGGUAAAAGGGAGAGCAGGCGCAUCGAAGGAGAGACGGGGACAUUGGAUAGAGGGAGAGUUGCAGAAGAAGAGGAGGAAGUGAGGAACAAAACUACAGACUGACAAAAAGAUGCAAAGAAGCCCUACGCACAGAGCAUGAGGUGGAGAGUUGGAAAAGAGAAGAUUGCAUUGUAUUAAAUUAAAUGAGGGCCCCACCCUGGUUGCGACAUUAUUGACAAAAAUUAGCGGGUGAAGCUAAACGGCUGUAACCUAGUGUCAUGCUCUACAUUACCAUGGAGAAUAAAACCUGCCUUCCAUAAUGGGAUCUUUCAUACUGCACCAUCUGGAUGUCACUGGAAACAUGAGGUACAUUCACAAAUGUUAGCCUAGCUGGUCUAGGACCAGUCCACAAUUGAUUUGUACCAAAAAGCUGUGAUCGGAUCUCAGACCGACUUCCUCAACAUCCUGACUUGUGUCUGCAUCAUUCAUCUGGGUGUUUUGAAGUAAAACAAUUGGUCUGAAGAAGCUCUGAGAAUGAUGACCAUGUCUGUGCUGGCCACCACCGGACCAGAAAGCAGCGGCUCCAUGACGCAGCUCGUCCCCAUCCCCACGCUGAACAUCCUCCCCCCGUCCUCAGACACCGAUGCCUGGUCUCGCUCUCCCAGCCCCCGGCCUCCCCGCCGCCACCGGUGCUCCCGCCCCCCCCGGAGCAGAGCCUGGACCAAGAAGAGGAGCGAUGGAGAACAAGAGGAGUCACUCAAACCCCGGUGGGACGGCACUGAGGAGGACGGGAGGGUGAAGGGGAGCGCUGCUCAAAGAAGCCCCUCACGUCUCCCUUCACCCCUCUUGCCACCCAACGUGGAGGACGCGGUCCUGGGCCCUUCCUCGGACCUCUUGCUACCCCCGUCGUCUCGCACCUCCUGGUCACGUAGCUCGUCUCCCGGCCGGCGUUCACGCUGGUCCCUCAGGAGUCUGCUCAGCAGGGAGUCUGACGGGGACAGCUGCAGUACUGCCAGUAACUCUCCGCGCAGCACCCCUGGCAGCUCCCCCUCUCUGCGCCGCCGGGUGCUGGGGGUUAGUGGUGGGGGUGGAAGCAGGACCAGCGACGCGGAGGGUGGCCCAGGGGAGCGCAGCGGGGAAAGGAGGGGUUCGGACAGCCCCCUGCUCUCCUCCUCCGCCUCCGCUUACCCAAUCGCCUCGCGCCAUUUCAGCCGCAAUGCCAAGAAAAUGCAGAGCUGGUACAAUGUUCUCAGUCCCACUUAUAAACAGCGCAAUGAGGAUUUCCGUAAACUCUUCAAGAAGCUGCCAGACACAGAACGCCUCAUAGUGGACUACUCAUGUGCGCUGCAGAAAGACAUCCUACUCCAGGGGAGACUCUAUCUGUCAGAGAACUGGCUCUGCUUCUAUAGCAAUAUCUUCCGCUGGGAAACCACUAUCACAAUCCUGCUGAAAGAUGUGACCACCCUGACCAAGGAGAAGACUGCCAAGGUCAUCCCCAAUGCCAUUCAGAUCAGCACUGACCACGACAAGCACUUCUUCACGUCUUUCGGGGCGAGGGAUCGCAGCUACAUGAUGAUUUUCAGACUGUGGCAGAACGCACUGAUGGACAAGCCUCUGUCCCCAAAGGAGCUGUGGCACAUCGUCCAUCAGUGUUACGGCACUGAGCUGGGCCUCACCAGUGAAGACGAUGACUAUGUCUCCCCCACCGGCGAGCACAUUAACGGUCUACUGCCAGUGGAUGAGUCAGUCUCUGUCUCUGACCUGUUGGACCUCAGCUCCUUGGGGGCCAUAGCUUCUCUUGGUAGCUCGCCCCCCUCCUCCAUGGCAGCCUUGUUCCCCAGUGGCCCCCUCCUAGCCAGUGGUGGUCUGGGCUCAUCUCCCCCCUCCUCAUCCACCUGUCUGCCCAUAGACAUCCCCGGCAGAACCUCCCUGGACCCCCCGGACCCCAGCCCGCCCAGCUCCCAGAUCUCCCUGCCCUCAACCACACACUCCACACACACCGCCUCCUUGUCCGCCCCCGUCUCGGCUGCUGCCUCUUUCUAUGUGGAGGAGGGCGGGGACAGCUUGUUGGAGUCGGCCAAUCAUAUGGUGCCCCUGUCUGCCACCAGCCUGGGAAACCUCUCCUCAUUGGACCAGCUCACCAACGACGACGAGCUGCCCACCGACCCCAGCAACUCCUCAGACACACAGGAAGAGGACGAGGUGGAGUCGUUCUGUGCGGACCUGGCUGGCCGGCUGCACAUCAACAUGGUGGUGCGCAUGAGCGUGGACAAGUUGCACGACCUGCUCUUCUCCGCAGACACACACUUCAUCCAGCAUCUCUUCUCCCAGCGCCACUUCACAGACCUGUCAGUUCGUGAGUGGCAGCAGGACGGCAGCAGUGGGAACACCAACCGGAUCCUGAGUUACACCAUCGCCAUCAACAACCCCUUGGGCCCCAAGACCGCCCCCGUAGUGGAGACGCAGACACUGUAUAAGAACAGUGCCCCGGGCGAGUGUUACGUGGUGGACUCGGAGGUGAUUACCUCGGGCAUCCCCUACCAGGACUACUUCUACACCGUGCACCGCUACUGCCUCACCUCCAUCAACAAGAACAAGAGCAGACUCCGGGUGUCGUCAGAUAUCUGCUACAAGAAGCAGCCGUGGAGCCUGGUGAAGGCGCUCAUCGAGAAGAACACCUGGAGUGGCAUCGAGGAGUACUACAGACACAUGGAGAGUGAGGUGUGUAAGCUGGAGACUCUGCUCCAGUCUGAGGUGUCAGUGGUGACCUCUGGGGAUGUGGUGGGGGCAGACUCUGCCAAGACACCCCCGGCCCUGCGGCGACGCAAACGCACCUGCUCCCGGCGCCCGGGGGACCGGGAGAGAGAGGGAGGGGGUGCGGGAGGUGGAGAGCGUGGGGACAGAGGGAUGGGAGAGGAACGGAGAGAAGCGGGUGGUCAGUACAAGUACGGAGAGCGGUGGCGUGGCGGAGGCAGCAGCAUCUCUACCAUACUGCUCAUAGUCAGCUUCAUGAUCUGUGUCAGUCUGGUGGUGUUGGUGGCCCUCAACAUGCUCUUGUUUUACAAGUUGUAUUCUCUGGAGAGAGCUGCACACACACUGGAGACGUGGCACUCCUUCUCUCUGUCUGACAGUCCUCUACCCCAGUCUGCAGGAGAGUGGGCCCAGGUGUUGCAGCUCCAGAGACAGUUCCACCAGGCCCAGCUGGGCAAAUGGCAACAGAUCCUCCAAUCCUCAGUCACUCUGCUAGACCAGAUGAAACAGUCGUUGGAAAAGCUCCACCGUGGCGUCGUCACUCCAGAAGUCCAGCAGGAUCCCCCCUCGAACCCCACUUCAGAGUCUCUCACUGAGCACUGAUCCUCCAGCCAUCACCAGCCCUCAAGUGGGUAUGAAUAGACCACGGGGGAGGUAGCCAGAGGGGGAGGGUCCGGCUGGGCCAAUCAGGGAGAGUGACUCACUCUCACCCGACCCCGAAGCUCCACUCCUGCUUCUCUACUCAAAACAGACAGGAAGAGAUGUGGGGGGAGUGGGAAUUACCUGUAAGGGGACCUUCACUACCCAUAACUCCCCACGCCUCAGUUUGAGCAACCUGCAAUGGGGUUGGGGGGUGAGAGACCUUUGGGGGGACUACACUACCCAUAAUUCCCCACACCUCAGUCCAAGUUCCACCUUCCAUAGUCACCACCACCUCUCACGUCCAGACAGUUAGACUGGGAAUGUCUUCAGGACUACAGCAAUAACAUAGUCAUUACAUUACCAUAUCUCCCACAGUCAGGGCUAAAGGCUGGCCAAUUUGUAUAGUACCAUCCGCUCCUCACAUGCAACCAACCAUGCUGCUCUCCCUGAACCAUCUCCCCUGCCUGAGCAGCCAAGAGACAUUUUCAAGACAGAUCAUCGACUGCAUUUCAGCAUAUGCAGCCCUGCUGCUGCAUUUCAAAUGGACAGACUCGGGUCCAAUGCAUUUCAAAUGGACAGACUCGGGUCCAAUGCAUUUCAAAUGGAUAGACUCGGGUCCAACACAUUUCAAAUGGAUAGACUCGGGUCCAACGCAUUUCAAAUGGAUAGACUCGGGUCCAACGCAUUUCAAAUGGAUAGACUCGGGUCCAACGCAUUUCAAAUGGAUAGACUCUGGGUCCAACGCACUUCAAAUGGAUAGACUCGGGUCCAACGCAUUUCAAAUGGAUAGACUCGGGUCCAACGCACUUCAAAUGGAUAGACUCGGGUCCAACGCAUUUCAAAUGGAUAGACUCGGGUCCAACGCAUUUCAAAUGGAUAGACUCGGGUCCAACGCAUUUCAAAUGGAUAGACUCGGGUCCAACGCAUUUCAAAUGGAUAGACUCGGGUCCAACGCAUUUCAAAUGGAUAGACUCGGGUCCAACGCAUUUCAAAUGGAUAGACUCGGGUCCAACGCAUUUCAAAAUGGAUUGUCUUGACUUGGUGAGACUGCAUUUCUCAAAAUGGGCCAACCUGGAUUAACUUUGUGUUUCAAAAUGGAUGCAAAUUGGGAGCUUUCCCAGCCCUGAGAAACAGCUAUGGCUCUGUUCCCAGCUGAAGCCAGCCAAGGGGACUUAUGUGCCUCGGUGUGAGGGGUCCGCUCAGCUAAGUCCCCCUUGAGCCUCCGGAAAUGAGGGACACAUGAGGAGAGCGGGACGAGAGAGGGGAUAGAUACAUGAGACUUUCUGUAAUCCAACCAUUUAGUCGUUCUUCCUUUCUCUCUUUCUCUCCAUCCAUCUGGGAUCAGCAGCUUCCAUCUUAAAGGCUUGAUCUCUGACAAAGGCAGUCCGUCCUCUGGGAGAGUCAUUUCAAAACCAGACGUGAAUAAUACAAAAAGACUCCUAAACCCUCUACGAGCUCAUGUUUAUCAUUAGCUGUCUUUUUGAGGGUGACUGGGUCGUUUUGGGAAUUGAGAGAGAGAGCGAAGGAUGAUUGUGUGCGCCAGACCAUUACAGUAUUUAUUUUACACGACUUUGAUUUCGAAAAGUCCUGUCCCGCUCUCAAAGCGAGUGAAUUCUUUUCCCCUUCUAUAUGCUCUGUGUUAAUACUUCAGCACGGACCAAGAAAGAGCUAUAAAGUUAAUAUUUUAUAUUUCCUGGUCAUAGCAAUAAUGAUAUUUGUUGAUUUAUACUACCUUUUGAAUGUGUAAAAAGUAGUAUGUCACUAAAGUGUGUUUAGGGCAAAAUGAGACGAGCAAGCAAAGAUCUGGAGUUGGAGAAGAAGACGGAGAAGUCUAUGUAUUAGAAAGAAGUGUCCUCAUCGUCACAUCGUCACUGUUACAUUUGGUAUUAUUAAGAUUAGUAUGAUUAUGACUUUGUUUGUUUUUCCGCACUCGGUCAACUUCUAAUUGUAUUAUUUGGAUCGGACUUGAAGUGUUUCAGGGUUACCGGCUACUCUGUAGACCAGUCUGCGUACCAAAUAGCACCCCAUUCCCUUUAUAGUGUGGUGCACUACAUAGGAAAGGAUGUGCCGUUUUGGGACGCAGACGCCGUAGACCAGGUAAACAGAGAGAUGCAAUAAACUAGUGACUUUCUAGUGUAAACUGGACUGGAUUUAAAAAAGGACCAACCAGAAGUCUAGGCCCGGAAAAAGAUCAAGGGAAUCUAUUGCAGUACUGUGUUUGUGAGUUCAAAUUGAUAUGUUAUUCAUUUUCAUUUUAUAUCUUCAUUUUGUAGUCUAUCCUGUUUUCUUGUUUUUGUUUGUCGUAAGGUCAUCUCAUUUUAUUUUCUGCCCCCCCCCAUCUGAUUCCCCCCUCACUGUCUAUCAUAAACCAUUUCUCUUUUCCUCAUUGUUUUCCUAUUCAUCCCCCUUCCUAUUGUCUUUCACUCUUCCUCUCUCUCUUUCCUCGUUGUGCUCCCUGCCCCCCUCUCUCCUUCAGUCUCUCGCCUGUGCAAGUGUGUGAGCCUUGCUGUGCACGGCCAAACAGUGAGUGAUCAAAGGAUGUACUAUAUUUAUUAGGGUUGGGGGGGGGGGGGUCGCGGGGUGCAAAUGUACUGUAAAAGAUUUGAUUGUACACAAUGCCCUGGAGAGAAAUGAAAAGCUCUAAAAUAUGCAACAACUCAUCGGAGUCUUAUUUUUUAAAAGUGUGUGUGUCAUUUUAAGCAUUUUCAUAAAAAGUUGAACUAAAAGGUCUUUCAAAACA
Messenger RNA from Oncorhynchus kisutch (coho salmon), 6729 nucleotides. Its product is annotated as protein Aster-A. The transcript has 23 exons. Gene Ontology annotation, molecular function: cholesterol transfer activity; cholesterol binding. The record is from RefSeq and is a predicted model, not a curated record. Gene Ontology annotation, biological process: intracellular sterol transport. The coding region runs from base 1131 to 3950 and encodes 939 amino acids. NCBI's taxonomy places the organism in Eukaryota, Metazoa, Chordata, Actinopteri, Salmoniformes, Salmonidae. Gene Ontology annotation, cellular component: plasma membrane; endoplasmic reticulum membrane; endoplasmic reticulum-plasma membrane contact site.